Molecule: messenger RNA, 2098 nt
Organism: Glycine soja
Lineage: Eukaryota; Viridiplantae; Streptophyta; Magnoliopsida; Fabales; Fabaceae
Exons: 1
Coding region: 463-1599 (378 amino acids)
Source: RefSeq, a predicted model, not a curated record
GUUCUAUUCCUCACAAUCCCCAUUUCCUCUCUUCUUCCCUUCACUCCCUCUUGAGUCUUGUCUCAUUCCUCUCUCAAGUUUCUAACUUUUUCCCACAUUCUCAAUCAACUCUCCAAUUCCCAAGUGGGUCCCAACCCAAUUCGGAUUUCGUUUCUGGAUUUCCCCAAUUCGAAGCUCUGCACUUCCCCUUUUGAAGUGGAUUUUUCGUUCCUGGGAAGUUCAAUUCCAAAUUCUUGGAAUGGGUCUCUAACACAAGCUUCCAAUUUGGAGAGAAAGUCCCAAACUUUUGGGUUCAAUUUUUCAGUUUUCGCAACUGGGUCUGUGAUCGUGAUUUUGGCCUCAACUUCUAAGGUUUUGGGAGUUACCACAACUUCAAUUGUGGUUGCAUCCGCUGUAAUAUCAAAGGAUCGUGACGAAACCACAACUGCAACAACCGCAAUUUAAAACCUUUGUGUGAGAAUAAUGCGUACUACAGCAGAAUUUCAAGGUUCUGUUCUGAAUCUUCGUGGGGUUCAGGUUCACUCCAUGGAGGGUUCAAGCAUGGAGCAAGAGCUUGAUUUGUUUCAGAAGCAUGUGACAGAGCGAUUCCUGGAGCUAUCUUUGGCUGAAAGUGGUGAAUUGCUCUCUCUUUCAUGGGUUAGGAAGCUGCUAGAUUCGUUCCUGUGUUGCCAAGAGGAGUUCAGGGUGAUUCUCCACAACCACAGGGCUCAGGUGAUGAAGCACCCUCCCUUGGAUCGCAUGGUGGGCGAGUUUUUCGAGCGUAAUGUGAAGGCGCUUGAUGUGUGCAACGCAAUCCGUGAUGGGGUUGAACAGAUUAGGCAGUGGCAGAAGCUGUUGGAGAUUGUUCUCUGCGCUUUGGAUCAAAAGAGGAGCAUUGGUGAGGGCCAAUUUCGCCGCGCCAAGAAGGCGCUGGUCGAUUUGGCCAUUGGGAUGCUUGAUGACAAGGACACCAGCUCCAGUGGCUCUAUAGCACAUAGGAACAGGUCAUUUGGUAGAAACAAUGCUUCAAAGGAUCAUCACCACAAUAAUUCCUUUGGUCAUUUUAGGUCACUUUCUUGGAGUGUGUCAAGGAAUUGGUCUGCUGCUAGGCAGCUUCAAGCACUUGGGAACAACUUGUCCCCACCUAAGGCUAAUGAUAUCGUUGCCACUAAUGGCCUUGCAUUGCCUAUUUAUACAAUGAGUUGUGUUCUGGUGUUUGUGAUGUGGGCCCUUGUGGCUGCGAUUCCCUGCCAGGACCGUGGGCUGGGGCUCCAUUUCUCGUUGCCAAGGCAGCUCCCAUGGGCGGCUCCGGUGGUGGCGCUGCACGACCGGAUCUUGGAGGAGUCCAAGAAGAGGGAGAGAAAGAACACCUGUGGCUUGCUGAAGGAGAUUCACCAGAUUGAGAAGUGUGCUAGGGUGAUCAAUGAUUUGGCUGAUUCUGUGCAGUUUCCUUUGAGUGAGGAGAAGGCAGAAGAGGUCAGACAGAGAGUGCAAGAUGUUUCAAAGGUUUGUGAAGCCUUGAAAGAUGGAUUGGACCCUCUUGAACGCCAAGUGAGGGAGGUGUUCCAUAGAAUUGUGCGCGGCAGAACCGAGGGGCUUGACUCUCAUGGUAGAGGGUAAAAAAUAAAAAUAAAAAACUAUUGUUUGUUUGUUGAUGCUUAACAUUUGCCAUUUGAGAUCGUAGCCUGAUUUUGCUUUCUUAGAUAAGUUCGAUUUGAGAAUGACCUAAAGUUGACUAGGAGGAUAACCAGGGAGUGGUAAGAGGAUAUGGUGAUUUAAGUUGAGGAUCAUGAUAAUAGUAUGGUAUAUAAAGGGGAGGAUUCUUGUAUGUAUGAAGUAUGAAGCACAAAAUAAUGUAUAGAGUUUAGGAUAAUUUGAAGUGGACCUUUGUGGUCUGUGUUUUCUUUUUCUCUUUUUUGUGUUGUGAUGUGGCUUAUUGUAUAAUCAGUUUUCUCAGUGUUUUGCUGCAUUGCUACAUCCUCAUUGUAGUUGAUUCUGAUCGCGAGUAUGUGUAAUGAUACAUUUUCCUUAAGUAGAUCCUGUACUUGCAAACUUGUGGUUGCUGCGAUUGCAGCCUUUGCCUUCAGAUAGCAAUCAUUGUAACAAGGCCUUUUCUUUC